Xyrauchen texanus (razorback sucker) is the source of this 1886-nucleotide messenger RNA. It is a transcript of the gene wdr54, whose product is annotated as WD repeat domain 54. Gene Ontology annotation, molecular function: protein binding. Gene Ontology annotation, biological process: cilium-dependent cell motility; sperm axoneme assembly; cilium assembly. The transcript is spliced from 10 exons. The record is from RefSeq and is a predicted model, not a curated record. The coding region runs from base 93 to 1112 and encodes 339 amino acids. Lineage: Eukaryota; Metazoa; Chordata; Actinopteri; Cypriniformes; Catostomidae.
CACGUUUGCUCCGUCACUAUGGCUGCAAGAGACGCGAGAUGAAAUAACAUUCCCAUUUUAUAAAAGUGAACAAACUCUUCAUUUGAUCAAAAAUGGCAAAAAUGUAUCAUAAAGAGAAAAGCAUUCAGAUAAAGAGUAGCGCUUCCGCGCUGUACAACAACCUGAGCGUCCUGCGCAUCGCGCCGCGUUGCCUCACCUAUUUCACCGUGGUCCACGCCAACGUGGUAAAUAUGGUCAGCGCCUCCUGGGACGGCCUGAACUAUUCCCAUCGACAACUGCAGUCCAAAGAGGGAAACGUGGCCACCAGUUCCUCACUGAUCAUGCAGGCAGCCUGGUGUGUCCUGCCCUCAAGAGAUCUCCUUGUUCUCACUUCUCAGAAAGGAAUACAGAUGUACGAAUCAGAUGGAUCCAUUAUGGUGUAUUGGCAUGCACUAGACACGCCAGAGACCCCCACAGCUAAGGCAGUGUUUGCCAGAGGGAUUGCAGCAGUACGAGAAAAAUACAUUUGUGUUGGGAUCUCAUCUGGCGCAGUGUUGGUGUUUGAUGUUCCCAGCAAAGGCAGCAACAUCACCCUGUCUGAGGUUCUGGAGGAACACAAAGAACCCAUCACAGACAUGGCCUCUGAGUGUUCAGGCAGUCUGGAGUGCAUUGCUGAUUUAGUUAGUGCUGAUGACUCCGGCCUCCUCUGUGUAUGGAAAUCAGGAGAUGAUUUUCAAUUGCUCCACAAGAUCCCUGGUUUUGACACAAGUUGUUCUUCAGUGAAGCUGUGGAAGGGCACAGUCAUUGCAGGAUAUGGGACCGGACAGAUCCGUCUAUAUGAGGCGGUCACAGGUAUACUACAUGCAGAGGUCAAUGCCCAUGCACGCUGGAUCUACUCUCUGGACAUUGCCCCUUUCACAGGCCUUUUGCUCUCUGCAGCAGAAGACUCUUGGGUGAGAGUGUGGCACCUGAGCUUGACCCCAGAGACUAACAGUGUAGAGAUUGAGCACAUGUAUAACGAGUGUGUGACUGAUACUCAGAUCUGUGGCGCCAAGUUCUGUGACGGGGAUGGCUAUGCCUUUGCAGUGACUGGCUACGACUUGAGUGAGAUCAUCCGCUACACACAAGCAUAGACGGCAUACAAUAUACACUUCUGAGACAUUCCCGUUGGGAACACUUUUGGUGUAGUACUUGUGUAUGUUUCCCUGAUCAUGUGAGGGUCACCUGCAGUCAACUGUGGCAUAUUCCACAUGUGGACAGUUACAUCUUGACAAUAUAUUGGUGUAUAACUUAUCAGUGUGCAAUCAUGACAACAGAGUCAGACUGGAAUGAAGUUCAUAUUAUAAUUAUUUUCUAAUUGGGUAAGGCACUAACUGAAAUACGCUAAAAUGCACAGGUGAUAUGUAGUAUGUCUACCUGACUACCUGUUGUACUAAGUAAAAAAAUACACUUCUCGUCCUCUGAGGUUUUAGAGUAAAAUGUUUAACGUAUUGAUAUCAGGAAAACACAUAGAUUCCCUCCAAACAUGGGUACAAAGUGUCAGUAUGAAUAUAUUUUGGAGGAUCAUUUUCUUUUGUAAUUUUGUUGCUCGCAGAAUUUUCUGUGACAUUUGUCACAAUUACAGAAUGUCAGAUAUUAAAAUAUACGCUUUAGCAAAUGUGUUGUAAGUUUAGUACAUUUAUUUAUCUGAGUGGUAUUGAACAAUGGACUGUAACUCUAUGCUGCUUUAUAGGCAAACAGCACGCAUUCUCAUUUGUGAUUGAACAUGUUAUCUAUUAAAAUAGUUUGAUAAGUAUUUAUUUAAUAUGAAUGUUAUAAAUAUUAAAAACUGCAGAGGCUAUUUUUUCCAAAGGGAAUUUAAAUGUUCUUAUUGCCUUAGAAACAAACACAUUGUAUAUUCAUAUCUC